This is a messenger RNA of Entelurus aequoreus (snake pipefish), 4885 nucleotides long. Its product is annotated as WD repeat-containing protein 7. Gene Ontology annotation, molecular function: protein binding. Gene Ontology annotation, cellular component: cytoplasm. The record is from RefSeq and is a predicted model, not a curated record. The coding region runs from base 170 to 4516 and encodes 1448 amino acids. NCBI's taxonomy places the organism in Eukaryota, Metazoa, Chordata, Actinopteri, Syngnathiformes, Syngnathidae. The transcript is spliced from 30 exons.
AUGUCCGCUGGAGCGUGAUCAGCUGACACGGUCACGCGUAGGUUGGCGGAGCUAAAAAACAGCAAAACAAACCGGCUUUUAAAAUCAUCACCGAGGAACACCUUUACUCCACCACACUCAGCCCGAAGGACAUGUCCCAGUGAGCAGUCGUUUCUGACAAAUCACCAGAAUGUCAGGGAACAAUCUGGUCCUACCCAUUGUUUUAUGGGGCCGCACGGCUCCUACCCACUGCAUCAGCAGCCUGCUGGUGAUGGACAACUUCAACACCAUUAUCACUGGCUGCCAUGAUGGACAGAUCUGCCUUUGGGACAUGACGCCCGAGCUGGAGAUUUGUCCCAGGGCCAUGCUGUUUGGGCACACGGCCUCCAUCACCUGUCUGUCUAAAGCCAGCGCCUGCAGCGAUAAGCAGUACAUUGUCAGCGCAUCAGAGAGCGGUGAGAUGUGUUUAUGGGAUGUCAAUGAUGGUCGCUGCAUUGAAUUCACCAAACUUGCUUGCGCUCACACUGGAAUACAGUUCUAUCAGUUCACCAUCGGCACUCAGCGAGAGGGUCGUCUGCUCUGUCACGGCCAUUACCCGGAGAUUCUUGUGGUGGACGCCACAAGCCUGGAAGUUCUCUAUUCGCUGGUGUCCAAGAUCUCCCCUGACUGGAUCAGCUCCAUGAGCAUUAUCCGAUCGCACCGCACACAAGAGGACACAGUCGUGGCGGUGUCAGUGACGGGCAUCCUAAAAGUCUGGAUCAUCACGGCUGAAGUUGACAGAAUGCAGGACCUGGAUCCAGUUUUUGAAGAGGAGUCCAAACCCAUCUACUGUCAGGGCUGCCAGAGUAUUUCCUUCUGCACGUUCACUCAGAGCAGCCUGCUGGUGGUUUGCUCCAAGUUCUGGAGAGUCUUUGACGCAGGCGAUUAUUCGUUGCUGUGCUCGGUGCCUAUUGACAAUGACAAGGCCUGGGCUGGAGGAGAGUUCAUUGCAGCAGACAAAGUCAUCAUCUGGACUGAGGAUGGCUGCAGUUACAUCUACAACCUACCUGCCAGUUGUCUUCCUGCAAGUGUACAUUUCCGAAGUGAUGUUGGGAAAAAAGAAGGCUCAAUACCGCCGUUGAUCUACAGCAUGGAGAACCUAACCGACAAACAGCUCCUCAUCUGUCCUCCUGUGACUCGCUUCUUUUUUGGUCGACGAGAGCCCUUCCACAAGCUGCUUAUUCAGGGAGAUUCCGCAGGAAAACUGUCACUGUGGAACAUCCCAGAUGCCUCGCCUCCACAGCAACUGUCCACUCCUGCAGACCUGCAGGUGUCAUUCACCAUCAGUCUGCAAGCGGCAUUUGAUAAGUUGACUCCGACGUCUUCUGGAAUCAUUGACCAGCUAAGUGUCUUGCCUGGCAAGGAGGAACCCAUUAAGGUGACAGCCAGCGUCUACAUCCCCUCCCAGGGUCGACUGGUGUGCGGAAGAGAAGAUGGCAGCAUCAUUCUGGUUCCUGCUACUCAGACCGCAAUCGUACAGUUGCUUCAGGGAGAACACAUGCUUAGAAGAGGAUGGCCACCGCACCGCACACUGCGAGGUCACAGGAACAAGGUGACAUGCGUCCUGUAUCCGUACCAGGUCUCCCCUCGGUACGACCAGCGCUCUCUGGUGUCCGGAGGGGUGGACUUCUCUGUCAUCGUCUGGGAUAUUUUCACUGGAGAGAUGAAGCACAUUUUCUGCGUUCACGGAGGAGAGAUCACCCAGCUCAUUGUCCCACCAGAAAACUGCAGCACUCGAGUGCAGCACUGCGUCUGCUCUGUGGCCAGUGACCACUCAGUUGGCCUGCUCAGUCUCCGGGAAAGGAAGUGCAUUAUGUUAGCAUCGCGCCAUCUCUUCCCGAUCCAAGUUAUCAAAUGGCGUCCAGCAGACGACUACCUGGUGGUGGGAUGCUCUGAUGGCUCUGUUUACGUCUGGCAGAUGGAUACAGGGGCCUUGGACCGUUGUGUGAUGGGUAUAACUGCUGUAGAGAUACUUAACGCCUGUGACGAGCUGGCUCCAGCCACUGUGGACACCUUAAGCCACUCGGCAGUCAACCUAAAGCAGGCCAUGACUCGCCGGAGCCUGGCGGCACUGAAGAACAUGGCUCAGCACAAACUGCAAACACUUGCCACCAAUCUGCUGGCAGCUGACAACGCUGACAAGGGCAACCUGCCAAAAUACUCCCACAAUGCACUGGUAGUCCAGGCAAUGAAGACCAACCUCACAGACCCCGACAUGCAUGUGCUGUUCUUUGACGUGGAAGCGGUGAUCAUCCAGCUGCUGACAGAAGAAGCUCAGAGACCGAACCCUAUGCUGGUGUCCCCCGAGACCUUGCAGAAGAGCCAGGCCGGGGCUGACAAGGGAGGCUCUUUCCUGGCCAACAAGAUUUUCAAGCAGGUUAAGGAAACGAUGAAGGAGACGAUCAAAGAGCACCUGCUGGACGAAGAUGAGGAAGAGGAGGAGGAAAUGAGGAGGCGUGAGGAGAAGUCAAAGUCACUGAGUCUCCUGGAGUACAAUCUGACAAUGGACACGGCCAAACUCUUCAUGUCCUGCCUGCACGCCUGGGGCCUCAACGAGCACCUGGACGGCAUCUGUCUGGAGCGACUGGGCAUGCUCAGACCGCACUGCCCCAUCUCCUUUGGCCUGAUCUCCAGGGGAGGUCACAUGUCCCUCAUGCUGCCUACCUUUAAGGAGUCUCUACUGCGACAGUUGUCCUUUGCAACAGGCCGGAAGCUGACCCUUUCAGACAUCGUUGGCAAGGGAACUUACGGCGUGUCAAGGGCGGUUACCACGCAACACCUCCUGUCCGUCAUCUCUCUGGCCAACACUCUGAUGGGCAUGACCAAUGCCACCUUUGUCGGCGAGCACAUGAAGAAGGCACCAGCAAGGCCUCCCAGACCAGGAGGAACCCCGGAGUCUCCUCGUAGGACGCCGGCCACUCCCCCUCAGCCCUCCAACCCAGCAGUACAAGCCCAGAUCAAACAAGGUUGGAGCCAGCUGGCAGCAAUGCACUGUGUUAUGCUCCCUGACCUUCUGGGCCUAGAUAAGUUCCGACCCCCUUUACUAGAGAUGCUGGCAAGGAGAUGGCAGGACCGUUGUCUGGAGGUACGGGAAGCAUCCCAAGCUUUACUGUUGGCUGAGUUGAGAAGGAUCAGUCAAUCGGGGCGUAAGGACACUAUUGAUAUGUGGGCUCCUUAUCUACCUCAAUAUGUGGACACAGUCAGCUCCCCUGGGACAGCCACUGAACCCUCAACUCCAGCCCUUCCCCCUGCUGAAGCUCAACCACUCGAGGCCAAGGCUCCCGAGGAGGAAAUGGACGUCACGGAUGAUGACAUCACUGCAGGCUGUCUCUCUAACCUUCCACCAAAUGCCAAGAAGAUUUCCAAUUCGUACGAGGAGCGCCGGAAACAAGCCACUGCCAUUGUGCUUCUGGGGGUCAUUGGGGCCGAGUUUGGGGCUGAGAUUGAACCACCGAAGGGUGCAGCACGGACUCGAGCCGGAGGGCAGGUCCCUGAAGGCUUUGGACCAACAAGCGGUGGAUCUUCAAACUACUCCCUGGCCAGACACACAUGCAAGGCUCUGACCUUCCUGCUGCUGCAGCCGCCGAGCCCGAAGCUGCCGCCCCACAGCACCAUCCGCCGCACUGCCAUUGAUCUGAUCGGCCGAGGAUUCACUGUGUGGGAGCCGUACAUGGACGUGUCGGCGGUGCUCAUGGGACUGCUGGAGCUCUGUGCUGAUGCUGAAAAGCAGCUGGCCAAUAUCACCCUGGGUUUGCCACUCAACCCGCCGGCAGAUUCAGCUCGCUCCGCCCGACACGCCCUCUCUCUUAUCGCGACCGCCCGGCCCCCUGCCUUCAUCACCACCAUUGCAAGAGAGGUGCAUCGUUUCAAUGCCGCCCAGGCGAAUUCUCAGUCGCAGCAGAACGUUCACACCACCACUCUGGCUCGAGCCAAGACUGAAAUACUGAGAGUGAUUGACAUCCUGGUCGAGAAGAUGCCUGGAGAUGUUGUCGACUUGCUUGUUGAGGUGAUGGAUAUCAUCAUGUACUGUAUUGAAGGUUCUCUGGUGAAGAAGAAAGGACUUCAAGAGUGUUUUCCUGCUAUCUGCAAGUUCUACAUGGUUGGUUACUGUGACCGCAGUCACCGGAUUGCUGUUGGAGCUCGCCAAGGUUCUGUGGCCCUCUAUGAUGUUCGCACUGGAAAAUGCCAGAAUAUCCACGGUCACAAGGGUCCAAUCACAGCGGUGUCAUUUGCCCCUGAUGGCCGUUACCUAGCAACGUACUCCAACGCCGACAGCCACAUCUCAUUUUGGCAGAUGAACACCAGUCUGCUGGGCAGCAUUGGGAUGUUGAACUCGGCCCCCCAGCUGCGCUGCAUUAAGACCUACCAGGUGCCGCCGGUCCAACCGGCGUCUCCCGGAUCCCAGAACCACUUGAAACUGGCCCGCCUCAUUUGGACUUCCAACCGGAACGUCAUCCUGAUGGCUCACGACGGCAAGGAGCACCGCUUCAUGGUGUAAAAACCACACGGGUACUUUUACUUCACAACAUGGGUUAGUGUGGCGGUCGACAACAACAAAAACAUUUUAUUGGGGAACGAUCUAGAAUCUUGAAGACGGGAAGUAAGAACCCAACCUUAGUAGGUUUCCAUGUGUUUUAUCUCCCAAUUACUGAAUAUGUAAUAUAAGUUAUAUUUAGUAUUAUGUAAUGUAGUUAUUUAUCUGGUCAUUCCAACUUAUUAUUUGUUUUAGUUUUCACUUCAUUCCUAUUUAUUUGAUGCUCGCUCUUUAUUAUGAUGUCACAAUAAGUUUGCGUAGCUAUGGAGAAUUUUACGACAGUAUUUUACUUUACUUUUAUUAUUGCUGGAAUAAAUGAUUUUUUUUUCUCCA